Molecule: messenger RNA, 2363 nt
Organism: Leptopilina heterotoma
Lineage: Eukaryota; Metazoa; Arthropoda; Insecta; Hymenoptera; Figitidae
Exons: 2
Coding region: 689-1906 (405 amino acids)
Source: RefSeq, a predicted model, not a curated record
UAAAAUACUCUUUGAUUUCUUAAAGGUGAAUGCUUAUUUUAACUUCUGAUCAUGCGCAAUAUUAUACUACUCUUACCACCACUCUUCACACACCAGGUCAUGGCCAAAUAUACAGGCGCAACGCCAGUAUGGGCCAACGUUAAUUAUAUUCUAUCUACCACCACUCUUUCUACUUUGAAUGUAAAUGCGGGAAUCCCUCAAUGGCGUUUCAUAAUAACUUUAAAUAAAUAUUUUGUUAAUUUUACUAUUUUUUUUUCAUUUUGUGCACUAAUUAUUUAAAUAAUCCUUUUUUUGAGAAACAAUAAUUUUUUUAAAAAUUUCCAUAGGCUAAAAUUUUCUGAUUUUCUGUUUUAUAUUUUUGCUUUCGGGGAAGCCCGGGAUAAUGUGAAUAACUGACACUAUUACUUAAGAAUGAAAAUUAACCACAGUAGUUAACUGGUAACUUGUGUGUCGCAGUUAUAAACGACAAUACAAAGAAAAAAGUGUUUGUGUUGAUUGUAAACUUCUCGAUACGUGAUCCUUAUAAUGAAAAUAUCAGUACCUUUUCUUCGUUCGUUAUGAAAUGACGUCUUUUUUACAACAUUCGUUAAAAGUCUGUUAAAUAAUCUUUACUAUUCAAUAAAAAGUUUUUUUUUUUAUUUGAGUACAAAAAAAUUAUAAAAUCCAUUUUGGAAAAAAAUUUUUCAAAAUGACAUGUAAUUUAGUUCUUGGCUAUGAGCCAUCUUUCCAAGUAAUUAAACAAAAAUUAAAUAAUAAAUAUUUAAUUGAAAAAAUAAUACCAAUCGAAGACGAAAUGUUGGGCUACUUGGGAAAAUAUUUUAUCCUCAAAGGAAAAAGGGAAACUAACGAAGAACCGGCAAUUUUUAGUUUUUUCCUCAAAAUUGUACCAAAUAGUGAGAAACAAAAAAAUUUCGUGAAACAAUCCAGUGUUUUUAAUAAUGAAAUUAUUCUCUAUGAGAAUUUAUUUCCUCAAAUGAAAUUUGAAGGAAUACCUAAAUUUAUUUUAGGUCUAAAAGACAAUUUUAUUCUAUUGGAGGAAAUGACAGUGAGGAAUUUUCAAAUGUUGGACAAAUUAAAAACGUUUAAUUUGAAUUUUUGUCAAAUUGCAUUAACAGCAUUGGCUGAAUUUCAUGCGAAAUCGAUUCUAUUUGAACGGAGGGAAAGUAUAGUGAAAUUUUUGAAUGAAAAAAAUUGCAAUUUACAUUCACCGGAAAGUUUAAUGUCAGGAGCAUUAAAGACAAAUAUAAAUGGUGUUUGUCAUAUUAUUGAUUUCAUUAUCAGUAUUGAAAAAUGUGAAAAACAAUGGAAAUUAGUGAAGAAAUGUUUGAAAAAUGAGGCCGAACAGUAUUACAAAAGAAAUUUUGUUGAAAAAAAAGUAUUGUGCCAUACUGAUUUAUGGUCUAAUAAUAUUCUUUUUCAAUUGGAUGAUAAUCGGAAUCCAAUAAAUUGUUGCUUGGUAGAUUUUCAGUUGUGCAGAUACGCGCCACCUGCCUUGGAUGUAUUAAUUUUUUUGUACUUCACAACAACGAAAGAAUUAAAGAAGAAGCACUUUGAGGAACUGAUUGACUUCUAUUAUGACGAAUUAAAAAAAAAUCUCGAAAAAGAAGACGUUGAUAUCCAAGGAAUUCUGCCGCUCUUAGAAUUUAAAAAAACUAUUAAACAAUUGAAACUUAUGGCAAUGACGGCGGUCAUAGCCUAUAUGAGCAUUGAUUUGCUGACAACGAAUGUCAACAAAAAAGGUUCAGUUUCAAAGAAAGAGGUUUGGAAUUGUCUUUCCUUCAAUACAAAGGAAUUAGUUUUGAAACAAUUUCUUGCCGUGGACGAAUAUAAAUUUAGAAUAAAGAAUAAUUUAUCGGAAAUUUACGAGGAAAUAACGGGAGAUGAAUGUACUAUCGAAAAAUGUUAAUUUACCCUGUUUAUGUUAAUUUCCAUUAUUAACAUCGUCAAUUCUUUUUAAUUUUUGUCGAAACAAGAAAAAUUUGUAUACGUAAAAAUGUUUCAAAAAGUUUUAAUGAACACGAAUGUUGUUUUCUACGUUUUUAAAAUUGUAAUCGUCAAUUUUUGUAGUUUUAAACUUUAAUUUGCCUUAAAAAGGAAUUUUUUUUAACUUCUAAAAACUCGAUGAAUGUAAAAUUGCAAUUUUUUUAAAAAAGUUUAUAAAUAAAAGAAAAUAAUGAGUCUAAACCUGUUGAAUUGUAGAAUUCUGCCUCCUUGAUCUGAUUAAAAUCUCAAUGAUGAUUUCUCCUGAUUUUCUUCGUAAACUUUCGUUCGAAUAUUGUACACUUUAUGUAUUCCGAUUUUUAUUUUUAUUAAGAAAUAUUUCUUUAAGAAAUUUUAAAGAUUUAUUAAAGAUUUAUAUCGUA